This is a messenger RNA of Colletotrichum truncatum, 1557 nucleotides long. RefSeq names its product MFS transporter. The record is from RefSeq and is a predicted model, not a curated record. Lineage: Eukaryota; Fungi; Ascomycota; Sordariomycetes; Glomerellales; Glomerellaceae. Gene Ontology annotation, molecular function: transmembrane transporter activity. Gene Ontology annotation, biological process: transmembrane transport.
AUGGCAACACCACAGGACCAGCGUCCACUACCGGAUGAGAAGAAUGUGAGCGUCGGUGUAGCGAUCGCCACUUCAGAAGAUGAUACCCCCGUCCAAGUAGCUACUUCAGAUGCAGACGACGACCUCAAGCCCAUUCCGUGGACAUACAAAUGGAUUGCGUUGGCAUGUGUCAUUGCCUUUCCAAUCGGUCAGACUUGGACCAACGCAAGUCUGGGCCCUUUGAAAAAUACCCUACGAAAUGAACUCGGAAUCACCAAUGCCCAAUUCGGCGUUAUCUCUAGCGCUGACUCUUUCGUCAACUCGAUCUUUCCUAUCAUCGGCGGCAUGACACUGGACUGGUGGGGGCCGAACCGCAUCACCAUCUGUUGUACCAUGAUAAUCUUUGUUGGCGCCACUGUCGCUGCUGUAGCUAUUCAUCUCGAGGCUUGGAGAGUCCUAGCUGCUGGUCAUGUCUUGAUGGGUUUCGGUACUGCCAUCCUGGACCAAGCGCAACAAAAGUUUGUCUAUCACUGGUUCGGUGCCGGUGGUCUCGCUUUUGCCUUCGGCCUCGAAAAUGCGAUAUCAAGCACUGUGGGCAUGGUGGCCGGAAUGGUUGCCAUCCCGAUUCGUGAUCGAACGGGAUGGUACGGAUGGACUUUUUGGAUUCCGGCAAUCUUCUGCGGUGUUUCCAUGGCCAUCAACAUCGUUUACGUCUUCUUUGAGCGAAUUUUCAUCCCCAAACACCUUCGGCUGACGUCCGCCCGCGCCAAAGCCCUAGCUCAAAAUCACAAACUUAACGUGAAGCGCGUGUUUUCAUGGAGGUCACUGUUUGGUCUCCCCUGGCAAUAUCUCAUGCUCCCCGGUACCCAAGUUCUUCAGAGUGGAGGCGCUAACGGCUUUGGAGUAUCCGCAUCUGAUAUCAUUCGCAUGAAGGGAUACAGUGAAGAGACUGCUGGUUUCAUGUCAACGGGACAGCGGGUGCUUAGAAUUCUUGGUAGCCCUAUUAUUGGAUGGCUGAUCGACCGAUACGGGCACCGUUUCCACUAUGUUGCCUUGGCGCCAUUGUUCUAUAUCAUUUCCAAUUCGUUGAUUGGGUUUACUAACCUUCACCCUUUGGUUGCGCUGGUGUUCCAGUCAAUGGCUGGCCUCAUCAAUGGCAUGCCUCUCAAUGUCUGUAUUCCGCUGUUGGUGGCAGACCAAGAUAAGCUGGGAACAGCUUUCGGAAUUUGGAGAGCAUUCAACAAUUCUGGCGGUACAAUUAUGGACGUUGCCUAUGGUGUGCUUCAAGACGGAACCAAGGACAUGGGAUACAGUAAGGUUCUCAAGGUAUCCACUGCCAUAAAGGCAUGGGGUUUUGCAGUAGGUUGCUGCUACAUUAUCUUGGACCACAAGAAGCUCGGGAAAGAAAUGACGCUCACUCGCAACAAACGAGAAGCAAUUGAAGCAGAGAUUGUGGACCGGGACAGCCACCCGCUUACUAAAAGAGAGGUCAAGAAGCCAUGGACUAUCUACACGCUGUCUAUGUUGGUGGCUAUGAUCGCAACAGCUUGGACGCUGUUCAUCAAGUAUCUUCUCUAA